This is a messenger RNA of Ilex paraguariensis (yerba mate), 1859 nucleotides long. Lineage: Eukaryota; Viridiplantae; Streptophyta; Magnoliopsida; Aquifoliales; Aquifoliaceae. The record is from the annotation of a GenBank genome assembly.
AAAGAGAGUAGAGUUUUAAAUGCCUCUCUCCCUCUGUGUCUCGUGUAAAAGCUUACUCUUGUGGUCUGUAAUGCGCUGCUAAGAGACUCAAACUCAAUUAGCUUCGUUCACUUCAAUCAUUGUGGUUUGAAGAGCCCACCAAAGGAUAGAACAGAGUUCUUUGACUACUUUCUAUGUUAUUCAUCUUCUCCUCUGAACGUCAUUUUACAUCUGAGAUCUCAUUUCUUCCCAUCCUGUAGUAAACAGAAUGAAUAAACAAGACUCGAAGAUGCAGACUUGCAUUCUCAGAGUGAACAUUCAUUGUGGUGGUUGUAAGCAGAAGGUGAAAAAAAAGUUGCAGAAAAUUGAAGGUGUGUAUUCCGCCUCCAUAGAUGUAGACCAAGGCAAGGUGACUGUGACAGGAAAUGUUGAUCCAGCAACACUCAUAAAGAAGCUUAUCAAGUCAGGGAAACAUGCAGAGCUAUGGGGAGCACAAAAUGGUUCAAACAAUCUGAACAAUCAGUUCAAGAACAUGCAGAUUCAGAAUUUUAAAGGUGGAAAAGACAACAAGAAUCAGAAAAGUGGCAAAGACCAACCAAAGGGUGGUCCUCAGCAGAUGCCCAUUAUCAAAGGGUCUAAAGAUCUGAAAGUGCCCUUCAAGGACCAGAAAUCUGUCAAGUUUAACUUGCCUAAUGAUGUUUAUGAUGAAUUUGGGAGUGAUGAUUUUGAUGAAUAUGAUGAUGAUGAGUUUGAUGAUUAUGGUUUUGAUGGUCAUCAUCAACAACCCAGUAACAAGAUACCAAGCAUGGGUGGUGGACAUGGACCCCAUGGGUCUAAUGGAAUGAUUAAAGGCCAUGUACAAGGUGCGGGUAGUAAUAAAGGUGGGAAUACCAAGAAGAGCGGUGGAUUUAGUUUACCUGUACAACUAAAGGGCAUGGGUAAAAAUAAGGAUGGUAAGAAUGGAAAUGAUGGUAAGAAUGGAAAUGGAGGAAAGAAUGGCAAGGGAGGAAGUCAAAAUCAUGGUGGUGGUGGUGGAAAAAAUGGUGGGGUUUUCCCUGGAGAGGGUAAAAGUGGUGGUGUAAAUGCUAAGGGUGCCUAUAACGGUGGUGGUGGAAAGAAUAAUGAUAGUUGGGGUAAGCAAGGGGGAGGGAAAAAUGGUGCAGACUAUGUAAUGAGCAAUGUACAACCUGGGUUUCAUCAGAUUAAUAUGGGCCAUAAUGGGGUUGGUGAUAAGAAUAUGGGUCAGAUGGGUCAAAUGGGCAACUAUCCUAUGGGUCCAAUGGGAAAUAUUCCGGCAGUACAAGGCUUACCGGCGGCGGCAGCUAUGCAAGGUGGCUAUUACCAUGGAGCGGGGGCAGGGCAGGGCAACCCCUAUAACCAACAAUACUUGGCACAAAUGAUGAUGAAUCAGAGGCAAGGGUAUGGAAAUGAUAUGUACCAUCCCAUGAUGUAUGCACGGCAACAGCCGCCGGUGAGUUAUGGGCAACCAAUUCAGGCUCCGGCGACCGAUAAUUUCACCCACUUCUUCAGUGAUGAGAACACAAGCAGUUGCAGUAUCAUGUGAAUUACCAGGCAAUCAAUUUUAGUCUGUUUUGGUUUGAUAUGUUGGGUUUGUGCCUUGGUGCUACAAGUGUAUACCUUUUGCCGAUGUUACUUGGAAUUGGGUUAAUUUUGUUUGCAUUCUAGUUUUUACUGUAAUCUUGGAAGCUGUCAUUCUAUUAGUCAGAUGUAAGGGGGUGAUUAUGAUAGUCAGUGUUAGAAUUCACUUACAUAGAUGUAAGGGGUGAGGUCUGGUUUGAGGAAUUUGUUAGUUUCUUAAAAGUGAUGUUUAUAUGUCUGGCAUUUAUUUUCUUCUCACUGAGAUUAAAAAUAGUGCUUUU